ACCCCACAACAAUAAAAAACUGCUAUCUUUGGUUUUUGCUAAGUUUAUAAAUUAAAAAAUCAUGAAUUUGAAAUAUAAGCGGCGGUACGAGAGCUUAAAACGAUCUGUAAAGAGUUAUCUGCUGGAGAACGCUUCGCUCACCGAUGAAAUUUGUCGCCUUCAAGCCGAGUUAUCCGUAACCCGAUCUCAACGUCUAUAUCUAAUAGAGCGACUUAUGUUCCACGAGGGCUUGGAAAAAUCAAAUAAUGGACGUCCCAGUGUUUCAAAUGGAAAAGUCGAAUCUUCGGAAACAUCUUUUGGAGGCGUGAGGAAAAGCAAACCGGUUGUUUUGCAUAAAAAGCCAGGCGAGGAUAAACCCAAAAACGUAACCAUUAUAAGAAAAAAGAAGCCCAUGUUCCCCAUGAACCUGAAUAAUGUAUUACUUCACUCUCUGGGUGAGAUCGUAUCGGUGAAUUCCAAUUUCCACACCGAGAGUUGGAUAUAUCCAGUGGGUUAUGUGGCCACACGGAUUUACGCCCAUCCUAAGGACCCUCGUAAAAAGUGUGUGUUUACCUGUAAAAUUUUGAAUAACGCCGGCAUUCCCCAAUUUCAAAUAAUACCCGACAAUGAUUUGGAUGGAGUGUUCUUCGGCGAAAGUGCCAACACCUGUCACUUGGAUCUUUUGAACUCAAUUCAGAGAUCACCCAGUGUGAAGUUGAAAAUACCAUUUGAUGUCCAAGGAGAGGUCUUCUUCGGCCUGUCCAACCAAAAAACCCAAUCGCUUCUCAUGAUGGAUCCUGGUUUUCAUCAAUGCACGAAUUUCAAAGGAUUCGCUGUGCAGAACAUUCAGUCUUUGAACAGCGCCUCAUUAUCGUUCGAGACGCUUCAAGGUUUUUUAUCUUGAUAAGAUUUUCUUGGGUACAUUAGUUAAUAAGUUGAGAGAAAACUAAAAAAUAAACUGUAACUAGUUUUUAAAAAAGCUCUUAAAAAUAAAGGGAACAU
Molecule: messenger RNA, 981 nt
Organism: Drosophila elegans
Lineage: Eukaryota; Metazoa; Arthropoda; Insecta; Diptera; Drosophilidae
Product: transforming growth factor beta regulator 1-like
Exons: 2
Coding region: 62-883 (273 amino acids)
Biological process (GO): regulation of cell cycle
Cellular component (GO): nucleus
Source: RefSeq, a predicted model, not a curated record